UCACCUAGCCAAGGCGGGUGCCUUGGGGCCAAUGGGAGCGUCGCCGGCCUGGCCAGCCCCGCCCCGCGCCUCGGGACGUCUGUGCCGGGACAUGGCCGCUGCCGGUACCAGGAUCCUGAGCUGAGCGCCGGCUGCCGGAGCCAACCACCCCCGUCAAUAGUCUGCGCGGGCCGGGCCCGGGCGCCGGGACGGCGAGGAGCUGCCGAGGAAGCGGAGGCAGCCGUAGGACGCCGCCGCGACGGACGCAUGGCGUCCAUCUUGCUCAGGAGCUGCCGCGGCCGGGGCCCUGCCCGCCUCGCGGCGCCCCGCGCCGCCUCCCCGCGGGGUAAUCUGAGGGAUCGAGCUUGUCUCAGUUGUACCAGGACCGUGAGGUUGAUAAGCCAUGAGAAAGUUCUAUCUCGCUGUUGUACUCCAGCCAACCCUGUGUACCUCUGCUUCAAAGGUGAGCCCCUCAGCUGUUGGACUCAGAGGCCUGAGUGCCAAGGCACCGUUGCCAGGGCAACAUGGACACCUGCCUCUGCAAGAUUGGUUGUCACAGGGCCUCAGUACCUUCCUGUGCGCAGCUGGCACUCAUCACCUCCCCUAGGAGAGGACUCUGUGAUAGAGAAGUCCCUAAAGUCCUUAAAGGACAAAAAUAAGAAGCUGGAAGAGGGUGGCCCCGUGUACAGCCCACCAGCUCAGGUGGUAGUGAAGAAGUCCCUGGGGCAGAAGGUACUGGAUGAGCUGAAGCACUACUACCAUGGCUUCCGCCUGCUCUGGAUCGACACCAAGAUAGCUGCCCGCAUGCUCUGGCGCAUCCUCAAUGGCCAUACGCUGACCCGCCGGGAGCGCAGGCAGUUUCUCCGGAUUUGUGCAGACCUCUUCCGCCUAGUGCCCUUCCUGGUGUUCGUGGUGGUGCCCUUCAUGGAAUUCCUGCUGCCUGUAGUUGUGAAGCUCUUCCCCAACAUGCUGCCAUCCACAUUUGAAACCCAGUGCAUCAAGGAGGAAAGGCUGAAGAAAGAGCUUCGGGUAAAGCUGGAGCUAGCCAAGUUUCUCCAGGACACCAUAGAGGAAAUGGCCCUGAAGAACAAGGCUGCCAAGGGGAAUGCCACCAAAGAUUUCUCUGCAUUUUUCCAGAAGAUCCGGGAGACAGGGGAGAGACCUAGCAACGAGGAGAUCAUGCGUUUUUCCAAAUUAUUUGAGGAUGAGCUGACUCUGGAUAACCUCACGAGGCCUCAACUGGUAGCACUGUGCAAGCUGCUAGAACUUCAGUCCAUUGGCACCAACAACUUCCUGCGUUUCCAGCUCACCAUGCGGCUGCGGUCCAUAAAGGCUGAUGACAAACUGAUUUCUGAGGAAGGAGUGAACAGUCUGAAUGUCAAGGAAUUGCAGGCAGCAUGUCGAGCACGAGGCAUGCGAGCACUUGGUGUCACAGAAGACCGUCUGAGGGACCAACUGAAUCAGUGGCUCGACUUGCACCUCCAUCACGAGAUCCCCACAUCAUUGCUCAUACUGUCCCGGGCCAUGUACCUCCCAGACACCCUCUCACCUGCUGACCAGCUCAAGUCCACCUUGCAGACCCUUCCAGAAAUCGUGGCGAAGGAGGCUCAGGUGAAAGUGGCAGAGGUGGAGGGCGAACAGGUAGACAACAAGGCGAAGCUGGAGGCCACACUGCAGGAAGAGGCUGCCAUCCAGCAAGAGCAUCUGGAAGAGCUACAGAGGGCUGCCACUGCUGUGAAGCACGUCCAGCCAGAAGUAGUGGAAGCCACCGUUCCUGGGAGGCCAGGGGCUGAGCUUCAGCCGAAGGUGCCUGAUGUCAUCCUGUCCUCAGAGGAACUGAAGGAUACGGCACCUGUGCUGGAGGGUUUGAAGGGUGAAGAGAUAACCAAGGAGGAAAUUGACAUCCUCAGUGAUGCCUGCUCUAAGCUACAGGAACAGAAGAAGUCCCUGACCAAGGAGAAGGAGGAGCUGGAGCUGCUGAAAGAGGAUGUCCAGGACUACAGUGAGGACUUACAAGAGAUCAAAAAGGAACUUUCAAAGACGGGUGAUGAGAAAAUCAUAGAAGAAUCCAAAGCUAGCAAGAGGCUGACAAAGCGAGUCCAGCAGAUGAUCGGGCAGAUCGAUGGCCUAAUUGCACAGCUGGAGACCAGUCAACAGAAUGGCAAGUUGGCCCCCCAGGAGAGCUCUCCGACAGGGGAGAGUGUCGUCAGUGUCAGUGAGCUCAUCAGCGCCAUGAAGCAGAUCAAGCACAUUCCAGAACACAAGCUGAUCAGUUUGGCCUCAGCCCUGGAUGAAAACAAGGACGGCAAUAUCAACAUCGAUGACCUUGUUAAGGUAAUCGACUUGGUGGACAAAGAAGAUGUUCACAUCUCUACCACCCAAGUAGCCGAAAUUGUGGCCACCCUAGAAAAGGAGGAAAUGGUGGAAGAGAAGGAAAAGGCCAAGGAAAAGGCUGAGAAAGAGGCCGCAGAAGUGAAGAAUUAGAACUGCCUGGCUUUGGGCUCCACAGGCUCUGCCUUCCUCAUGCUACACCAGCCACAGUGGAGAUGACACAAGAGUGAUUGCUUUGAGGUGAUUCUUAGUGGCCAAUCUAAUAUUUUGUCUGGAAUAAAUCAGAAACUUCCAUAAUCAAGCAAUUUUAAUUUUCAUCAUUCCAUGAAGAUGCAGUCAGGCUGGAGCCUUAGAGCCCUCUGGGUGAUUAUGUUUGGACUCAUGCUAUGGUGUGGUACUAAAUGGCCCUAACCCUUGGGUUAAAGGUACAGCCACCAGUAGGAUCAUAGCCUCACACUGACCCUAGCUCCAAAGGUAGCUUGGGUCAGGCUGGGUAGGAAAGCAUUUCCCUGUUUAUGUCCUUACUUGCUCAGGGUCUGGCCAAGCCUCUAUCCCUUGAGAGGAGCAUGAGAACCAAGUGGACUCCCAGCACCGGUGUGGAGCCAAAUGUAUGUGUGCCUGCAUUUCCUCAGAGGCCUUGGGGUAGGAGUUAGACAAACACAAAUGCAGGCCUCUGCGAUGGAGACACUGGAGUCAGUCUGAGGACUUGGGAUUCCUAAAUGCCAGUGUACAUAGAUCUGUAUGCCCACAUCUCCACAGUCGUGUCUUAACUACUGGUCCCUAACAGCAGUGUCUGUCUUGUAUGGAUUCUGAAGCACGUUGACUGGAGCGUUAUCAAUUUACCAUUGAUCUCCACCUAAUUCUUUAACUGACUAGUAAAUUUUCACACAUGACCAUCUGCCUAAUUCAUGAGUAAUCCUUUAAUUAGUGGGUAACAGAAGCCUUUGAAAAUGAAAUCUUUUCUGUUGCUCAGUCCACAUUGCUGAGUAGGCCUGGGAGAUAGAGCUGACACCUGCAACCUGAAUAUACCUGAGGCUUUGUGUGGCUUUUAACAUAAAAUUUAAGUCCUAUCACAGGACAGUGGCCAAGAUGGGGCUUCACAAGGGAGUCUCGUCAUGUUGCAGACUCAGGCUUCUUUAGCACAAUGCUCAUGAGUGUGUUCCUGCCACCAAGCAGAGAGGAAGUAGUCUGGGGCCACAGAGCUUUCAGCAUGGUGUUCCCUGCCUGCCAGCUGCUCACUGGCACCCCUCUGAGUGUAGCCUGCACCAGCUCAGAGUCCAGAGCUCUUUGCUGAGUAGCCAGCAACCUUUCAUACUUGGAGAUGGCUCCUUGGGCAGGCCAGGGCUGGGUAUCCUGUGGCCUCACCACCACACUCCCACUAUAACCCCAUCCUAGGAGCACAGAGAAAGCAAGAUCUUGAGUUCAGCUUGGGCUAUUAUGUCCAGGGAAAAGAAAAUCCUUCUGGGGAAUUCUGGACAGGAUUUGGAAGAUGGACCGAGAAGCAGAAACUGGAAUGGAACUUUCUCAGCUUCUUGAAACGUUUUUCUUAAACAUGAUGCUAAGCAAGAGUAAGAAUUCUCACAUGUAAAUCUGUAACAGUGGAAGGAGCCUAGUGAACGUAUGGUCACAUCUGUGCAUCCUGCUGAACACUAGCAGCCUUGUUUCAACUGUCAGUGCAUACUUGUGAGGACAAGAUUGUGGUUGCCAAGUGUCCCCACAGUGGAGGGUUCUGCCUGUGAGCAGCGUUCUGGAGCCUGUCCUGGGUCUGCCUAUUGUCUUCAUCCUUUACUGUAUCACUGAGCCCUGUCAGUGGCCCUGCAUUGGCUGUCGCUGACUCAGGUGUUUCCCUGCCGGCCUUCUCUGGACUCUGCCCUCACAGGUCACACCAUCACCUCAGAAAGUGGGUUCAUCCUGUGAUGCUUGCUGCAGGGCCUUAGCACACCCGUGUGCUGGAGGGUCUAGCACUGGGUGCUUGCCUCGGUUUUUGGAACUGUCCCCCAUCUGUUUCACUGCUUGACCUUAGUACAGCUGGGUCAGGUUUAGAAAUGGCAGACCCACUGGGCAGUAGUGGUGGCUAACACCUUUAAUCCCAGCACUCCAGAGAAAGAGGCAGGUGGAUCUCUGAGUUCGAGGCCAGCCUGGUCUACAGAGCAAGUUCCAGGACAGCCAGGGCUGUCACAGAGAAACCCUGUCUUGAACCACACCACCACCACCCAAAAAAGAACUAGCAGAUCCAUGACUGAGAACUGUCCAUGAGCGGAGCAUUUGAAAGCUGCUGUGUUUCAACUGUCAUAACCUCUGUUAAGCUCUGUACUUCAGUGCUUGCCCAGGGGCUGGAUACCCACCCCUGUUAAGUGAAGGUAGGGUUUCUGACACAGAAAUCUGGCCUUCUUCUCUCCACUCCGAACCGCCUUCCCACACAGGAUUUGAGAAGGUGGCGUCUGAAGUUCAGGCUCCUUUUGAACUAUCAACAUCUUAAAUGUGAAGGGCACCAUGCAGUUCUGAAAAGCCAUCCUCAUGGUCUUGGGCUGUGCCUUUUGGGACCAUGGUAGUGGAACAAGUUCUAUACCCUCUUCUGACUUCCAGGGAUCCCAGAUCCUCCAGCUGGGUCACAUGUAAACAUCUUCCAUGUCCAUGUAUCAGCCCAAAGGGAUACUUCUAAGGCCUGACAAUCUGACUAGCAAAGAAAUCGAAGAGAAACUGAGACCACCCUGAGUUAAUGAUGACUGUGCUGUGGGCACCAGGUGUGCUCAGAUUUUAGAGGGGCUUCACCUUCCCCUCAGCCCUUAGUGCCAGCUCACUUUUGGAAGCGACUUCCAAAAAAAAUGCCUUGUGGGACCUAUCUGAUGAGACCUGUAUCCCCACAACCUGUGGUACAUCCCUGCUCUGUGGAGUCGAACAAGACUCCAGGCUGCCUCAGGGCCCUGGGAGACUGGCAGGCUGCAUGGGGUGGUGUUUGCUCAACAACUUGAUGUAAGGAGUUGACUAAUAAAGUGCCACUGCUGACUUGUC
Molecule: messenger RNA, 5322 nt
Organism: Peromyscus eremicus (cactus mouse)
Lineage: Eukaryota; Metazoa; Chordata; Mammalia; Rodentia; Cricetidae
Gene: Letm1
Product: leucine zipper and EF-hand containing transmembrane protein 1
Exons: 14
Coding region: 247-2463 (738 amino acids)
Biological process (GO): intracellular monoatomic cation homeostasis
Cellular component (GO): mitochondrial inner membrane
Molecular function (GO): calcium ion binding; ribosome binding
Source: RefSeq, a predicted model, not a curated record